Magnusiomyces paraingens is the source of this 2004-nucleotide messenger RNA. RefSeq lists its product as uncharacterized. The transcript has a single exon. The coding region runs from base 1 to 2004 and encodes 667 amino acids. Lineage: Eukaryota; Fungi; Ascomycota; Dipodascomycetes; Dipodascales; Dipodascaceae. The record is from RefSeq and is a predicted model, not a curated record.
AUGGAAACCAACACAGGAUUUGGCACAAUAGGGCCACCUCCUUUGCUCGACUGUCUGCCUCCAGAGUUUUACAAGAAAAUCGCAGAGUACCUAAGCCCCCAAGAGUGCAAGAUUCUGAGCCAAUGCAAUAGUACUCUCCAAUUCAUUUUCCGACCUAUUUCAUGGAACCGAGUCGAAAUUGUCCCAGCAGGAUUUGUUGAUACAAAAACUGAUUUGGCCUUUUCUUAUAACCGGCCAUUACCUGCAAAAGUCUUAGAACAACCAAACAAGUAUCAUUGGUUCUCAAGCCAUUACGUGAGGUUUGUGUUGAUGGAUAAAGCAGAGCCUUAUCUCUUGUCCUUUUUCGCAGUGCGCCAGUUCCCCUUUUUGCAAAAAAUCAAGUUCCGGUAUUUUCCAACUGAUAGUCUUAUUGAAACCAUUGUUUCGCAAAAAUACAUUUGCUUGAUUCCUGGAUUUUAUCCAAUGACACAUAUCUUAAGUGUUGAUCUACAUUUUAGCCCUUCAGACAAUUGCAACUCUUUAUUUUUCCAGCAACCAUUUGUUGAGACAAUAACGUCCCUUAAUCUUUCGGAUGUUUUCCUAUCAACUGAACAAUUCCCCUCAUCAAUUGCUUUUACAAAUCUGGAAAGUAUCGACAUGUUUGAAAUAAGUGAUGAUGUCUUUGAAUACAUCAUCAGACAAAUAUCUAAAAGCCCAAAUCUUAAACGUUUCUUUUCCCAUCACUGGAUGCAUAAAGAUUCGCCACCAGUACUAGUACAACAAUCUUUUGUACAUUUAACCAGACUACCCAGAACUUUAGAGCAAUGCAAUAUAACCCUCCAGUAUCCAUUUUUCCCAGAAGAUGACCGGACUUUAAUAGACAUGGAAACAUACCAGCAACAAAUGGAUAUAAUCAGUCUGCCGCAAGUUACCUCGUUAACGUUUCGGUUUGGAAUGAAGGCAUUUAAAGAUUUAUGUAGAUACUUUUCUUUCCCUCGUUUACAACAAUUAUCAAUAGUAAGUCAAAAACACGAUCCAAUUUCUGCAGGGCUAGUAUCGGUGGCCCACACACUGACUAAACUUUCACUCAGUAUGCACCGCGACAAUGUUUUUUCUUUGAUUAAUAUCUUAGAUUCGCUUAACUUACUUAUGUGUUUAAGCAUUGAAGUGGAAUCGCCAACUUUACGUUACUUUUCUGAAAUCCAGCCUUAUUUACUGGGGACCAUGAGAAUCUACCAUACACUUGGACGCGUCCCCACUGCGGGACUACAAACACUUUUAAAGCAAAAUAAAUCAUUAUAUCAAGUGCUGUGUCAAAUACCUAACCAGAUGGUGAAACAACGGCAUCAGCAGAGUCUCCCUGGCUAUCCACACCGCCACCAACACCAUGAAUCUAAUAGUAGCUCUCACAAUCAGCAAACGGAAACAAUCACCCGUAUGGAUGCAACAAUGGCGUUCAGGGCUUUGGUUGCACUUGUGGAAGACCCCCAAACAGCAUACCGGUAUUUUAACGGCGGGGGCUGGGUGGGUUCCAGUGAGCUUGCAACCUUGGCAUUUUUUGAGGUUCUUUUUGAAAAACUCCAACAAGUCACAUCGUUGCAGUAUUUGGCAAUCAACGUUGGCGGAAACUUUUUCCAACCAUCAGUAAAGUUAGAUCGGUUACUGAGAGAAAGUACAGGUGAUUUAAAACAAGUACUACUCAACUUUCAAAACUACGAACACAAUACGAUUCCCCUGAGAGAAGGAAAUAAAGGCGGUAGAGAAUCUCAAGAAAUAAAAGGUGAUUCUUCAGUAUGGGGAUUAUUUCAAGACAAUUCUGGUAUAGAUGAGAUUGAGCAUGCUCGAGAAUCGUUUUUGUUUUGCAAUUACGGUAUUAUCCCUAGAAUUGCAAACAUGGUAGAGCUGAACAAUGGGCAGUUGGUACUGUAUGAUUUGGGACUCAAGCGCCAGUUUUUAAGUAAGUUUGACAUGAUAAGAAUUUCUCAAGAAGAUAUCUUAAAAGACACGUUUGAUGGAUGGAUAUAA